AAAAUCUGUACCAUGGACCUUCUUUUACUUGUGAUUUUCAUUUCUCUGGUCUUUCCAGUUCCAUAGUCCCUCUCUUCACUUCUAUUGCUCUUCUUCUCAAAACCUUGUUCUCCAGAUCUCUCUAAAAUCUUUCUCGCUAGCUCUCCUUAAAAACGAAACAAAACCCUAAAAUUCAUUCAUAUAUUUGCAAUUAGAUCUGAAAUCAAACGAAAAGCUUCAAAUUUCACAUUCUAAUGGCUUCCCCAAAUCCACAAUUUGACAUGCACAAAUUUUUCAUGCCAACAACAACAGCAAACCAAAACCAAAACCCAACCCCAAACCCUUCAAAUCCUAAUCUCAUGAUUCCACCUCCAUCUUCAAUUCCUUCUUCUUCUUAUCCUCCAACUACUGGAACUAACUUUCCUUUCCAAUUCCCUCAACAAUUCCACCAUCUCCCUUCAUAUCCUCCUCCUCCUCUCACCAAUGUGCCGCCGCAGCGUUCUCUUUCUUAUCCCACGCCUCCUCUUCAACUGCAACCACAGCCGCAACCCCAGCAGCAGCAGCAACAGCAACAGAACCCUUCUUCUCGUAACAAUAAUGAGCGCAGUGGGGCUGAAAUCAUGGCCCUUCUCCGCCCCACUCCUCCGCCACAGCAGGAACCGUCACCGCCGCCUCAAUUAAACCAGCAUCCGCCGGAAUUUUCUGGUGGAAACAAUGUUCCGCCUGUGGGACCCAUUAGGAUGCCGAGCAGUAAGAUGCCUAAGGGCAGGCGGAUUACGGGUGAUAAUGUGGUGUACGAUGUGGAUGUGAGGUUGCAAGGGGAGGUGCAGCCUCAGCUUGAGGUCACGCCCAUAACUAAAUACACUUCGGAUCCUCAGUUGUGCUUGGGAAGGCAAAUUGCUGUUAAUAAGUCUUAUAUUUGUUAUGGGUUGAAGCAGGGGAAUAUUAGGAUUCUUAACAUAAAUACUGCCUUGAGGUCCUUGUUUCGCACCCAGUCUCAGAGGGUCACUGACAUGGCUUUCUUUGCUGAGGAUGUCCAUCUCUUGGCUAGUGCUGGCAUAGAUGGACGGAUUAAUGUCUGGAAAAUUUCUGAAGGUCCAGAUGAGGAAGAUAAGCCACAAAUUACAGGAAAGGCUGUUAUUGCCAUUCAAAUAGUCGGAGAGGGAGAAAUUAAAAAUCCACGAGUUUGUUGGCACUGCUACAAACAAGAAAUUUUGGUGGUUGGGGUUGGUAAGCGUGUUCUUAGAAUCGACACUAACAAAGUUGGAAAGGGUGGAGUCUAUUCAUCAGAGGCACCUCUAGAAUGUCCUGUUGACAAACUGGUUGAUGGUGUCCAAUUGGUUGGAAAACAUGACGGAGAGGUGACUGAUUUAUCAAUGUGCCAAUGGAUGACCACUCGUUUAGUUUCUGCUUCUAUGGAUGGCACGAUUAAAAUUUGGGAGGAUCUCAAGGCAUUACCCCUUGUAGUAUUAAAGCCUCACGAUGGCCUUUCUGUUUACUCAGCUACGUUCUUGACCGCUACCAGCAGGCCAGAUCACAUCAUACUUAUCACAGCGGGUCCCCAAAAUCGGGAAGUGAAAAUUUGGGUCUCAGCCAAAGAAGAGGGCUGGCUCUUGCCUAGUGAUUGUGAUUCAUUGAAUUGCAUCCAGACUUUAGAGCUGAAGAAUUCAGAUGAAACUCGAGUAGAAGAGACAUUCUUCAAUCAAGUUGUAGCUCUGUCCCAAGUGGGCCUCCUCUUACUUGCAAAUGCUAAGAGGAAUGCCAUAUAUGCUGUGCACUUGGAUUAUGGUCCUACCCCGGCAGCAACCCGUAUAGAUUACAUAUCAGAAUUCACUGUUACCAUGCCUAUCUUGAGUUUAACAGGGACUAGUGAUGUUUUACAUGACCAGUAUGUUGCUCAGAUUUAUUGUGUCCAGACACAGGCUAUCCAGCAAUACACUUUGGAGCUAAGCCAGUGCUUGCCUCCAUUGUUGGAUAAUGUGGGUUCAGAGAAAUUGGAUUCUAAUGUUUCACAUGAUCUAGCUAAUGUUGAAGGAGUUGCUGCUUUGGACUCGCGUGGAAGCAACUUUUCUGACAUCCCUGUAAGCUCUACUUCGGUUGAAGCGGCUUCUUUGCCAGACAUUCCCUCUACAAGUAUUGACUCUAAACCUCCUGCUUUAACCCCUUCAAUUAGUGAUGCUGACAUAUCUUGUAUUUCAUCAUCUCCCCCUUCCUUGACCCACAAUGAUUUUUCUGAGCUUACAGAUGCAGCGAGGCUUGAACAAGGCCCUCCACCUAGUGACCAGAGUGUAAAUCAGCAAGUUACUGAUUAUUCAGUUGACCAGCAAAUGGAGUCUAUUCGCACAAACUUAUCGGAUGUUCCUUCCUUAGAUAUUGACUCCAGGAAUGAUGAGACAAAAGGUACACAAGAAGAUAAUUCUGGCAUGCUUAAUCGACCAAUCACAUUUAAACACCCAACACAUCUGAUAACUCCUGCUGAGAUCUUAAUGGGUGUUCCAUCUCCUAAUAAUAAUAAUGAAGUCAAGACUGAGGUUGAAGCUAAUAUUCAGGAUGUGGUUAUCAAUAGUGAUGUCAGUAAUUCAGAGGUGGAGGUUAAAGAAGUUGGUGAAAUGAAAUCUACUCAGAAUGAUGAAUUUGGCUUCCGAGGAGAAUCUAAAAAUCUUAUGUCAGAAAAUAAGGAGAAGUUCUUUUGCUCCCAGGCUUCAGACCUUGGUAUUGAGAUGGCCAGGGAGUGUAGUGCUAUAUCAGCAGAAACUUAUUCUUUGGAGGAGCCUCAGCAAGUUGAUGUCGCUGGUGUAGCUGAGUUUCAUGCCCAACAUUCUCAUACAAGUGAGGAAGUUAAUGACUCCACAAAAGCCUUAUCAGAGAGAGUUUCUGAAUCAACCGUACCUGCAAUAGUUCAGCAAUCAACAACUCCAAGUACAAAGGGGAAGAAACAGAAGGGGAAAAUUUCUCAAGCAUCAGGUCCAUUAUCUCCAUCACCAAGUGCUUUUAAUUCGAUAGAUUCUUCCAACGAACCAGCUGGGCAUUCAAGUCUCCCUUCUUUGGAAGCUGCCUUUCCUCAACUUUUUGCUAUGCAAGAUAUGCUUAAUCAGCUAUUGACUGCACAAAAAGACAUGCAGAAGCAGAUGUCAAAUAUGGUUGCUGUCCCUGUUUCAAAAGAAUGUAGAAGACUGGAGGCAGCUUUAGGGCGGAGCAUUGAGAAAGCUGUUAAGGCAAAUACUGAUGCAUUAUGGGCUCGGUUUCAAGAAGAGAAUGCAAAAAUUGAGAAGCUGUUGCGGGAUCGCACACAACAAAUUUCAAAUUUGAUCUCUAACUUUGUCAAUAAGGACUUGAUGGCCAUGCUAGAAAAAGCAAUGAAGAAAGAAUUAUCUUCGGUUGGACCAGGUGUAGCCCGUACACUGUCUCCAGUUAUAGAAAAGACAAUAUCUUCUGCUAUUGCAGAGUCAUUCCAGAGAGGUGUUGGUGAUAAGGCAGUGAAUCAACUGGAGAAAUCAGUUAAUUCAAAACUUGAAACAACUGUUGCUAGGCAAAUUCAAGCACAGUUCCAAAUUUCUGGAAAGCAAGCUCUCCAGGAUGCCUUGAAGGCAACUUUAGAAGCUUCGGUAGUCCCUGCCUUUGAGAUGUCAUGCAAAGCUAUGUUUGAGCAAGUAGAUUCCACCUUCCGGAAAGGGAUGGUUGAGCAUACAACUGCAGCUCAGCAGCAUUUUGAAUCUGCACAUUCUUCACUGGCUGUUGCUUUAAGGGAGGCCAUCAACUCAGCAUCAACGUUGACACAAACCUUGAAUGGAGAAUUGGCUGAAAGUCAAAGGAAGCUGUUAGCUCUUGUGGCUGUUGGUGCAAACUCAGGUUCAGCAAAUCCACUUGUUACGCAACUGAGCAAUGGACCUUUGGCUGGCCUCCAUGAUAAGGUUGAGACGCAUUUGGAUCCAACAAAAGACCUAUCGAGAUUGAUAUCCGAACGCAAAUAUGACGAGGCUUUCACUAUUGCCCUGCAAAGAAGUGAUGUCUCAAUUGUGUCAUGGUUAUGUUCUCAGGUUGAUUUGCAUGGGAUAUUAGCAACGGUUCCUCUCCCAUUAAACCAAGGAGUACUACUCUCUCUUCUACAGCAAUUGGCGUGUGAUAUUAGCAACGAUUCAGCUCGAAAGCUGGCAUGGAUGACAGAUGUGGCAGCUGCCAUAAACCCAGCAGACCAAAUGAUUGCAAUGCAUGUAAGGCCAAUUUUUGAGCAAGUAUAUCAGAUCCUGCACCAUCAACGGAGCUUGCCUGCCAUUACUGGUGCUGAACUCUCAACGAUCCGUGUUCUUAUGCAUGUCAUCAACUCAAUGCUUGUGACUUGUAAAUGAUUCCUUCCCUUUUGAACCUGUGCUAAAUUUGAUAAGUUUUGAGCUAUUAGGAACGUUGUACAAAAUCUUUGGUGGUUCAUAGGAAAAGGUCUGUCUUUUUUUGGUUUUCUUUUUAGGGAAUUAUUACUAUAUUUCCCCUUCUUUGAAUAGAGGUUUAUGAAUUUAGAGUUUUCUUAGUUUCUAGAGAGAACAGUAUCAUCUGUCUAAUAGUUCAGGUUCGUCAGAUUUUCUCCUUUGUCCUCAUAGAUUAAAUGCAAAUUUUAGUCUUUAUUUUUCUAGAUUUCUUGGUUUAAAUGAGAUUGUGCUUUUCAGAAUAUGGUGCACUAUACAAACGCAUUUUAGAUAUAUUAGUUU
This is a messenger RNA of Jatropha curcas, 4679 nucleotides long. It is a transcript of the gene VCS, whose product is annotated as Transducin/WD40 repeat-like superfamily protein. Gene Ontology annotation, molecular function: protein binding. NCBI's taxonomy places the organism in Eukaryota, Viridiplantae, Streptophyta, Magnoliopsida, Malpighiales, Euphorbiaceae. The record is from RefSeq and is a predicted model, not a curated record. Gene Ontology annotation, cellular component: P-body. Gene Ontology annotation, biological process: deadenylation-independent decapping of nuclear-transcribed mRNA.